Messenger RNA from Musa acuminata subsp. malaccensis (wild Malaysian banana), 1643 nucleotides. RefSeq names its product rhodanese-like domain-containing protein 7. Lineage: Eukaryota; Viridiplantae; Streptophyta; Magnoliopsida; Zingiberales; Musaceae. The record is from RefSeq and is a predicted model, not a curated record.
AAACGGAGUCUAAUGUUAUCUUCGCCGCCGCUCGCCUUCUCCAAGAGCAGUUGCGGUAGGGGCGCGGCCGCGGCUCUACUGAGAAUGCUCUCUCCUCCCUCCGUGAAACCCAACCCUAACCCUAACCCUAGUGGAUUCCCUCUCCCCAUGGCCUCGGGGGCGGAGAAAACCGUGACCCCUCACCACAACCACACCCUCAAUCUCUCCGGCCCUAACCCAUUCAUUCCGAGUCCCCGGACCCUCCAGAUCGCCGCGCCACGAGUCCUCUCUGGAGCCAGGGGAAUUAGCUCGUCGGUCGCCGCCUUGAGCUCGUCCGAGGCUGCGGACGGUCCGGCCCCCCUUCUCGUGGUAGUGUCCUUCUACAGGUUCGCGGAUUUUCCGGACCAUGCCGCAAUGCGGCAGCCACUGAAAGAUCUUUGCGAGGACGUGCGUGUCUCAGGAGGUAUUAUUCUUGCACCAGAAGGAAUAAACGGCAGCAUAUGCGGGACACCAGCAUCAGUGGAGAAGGUUUUGAAAUUUAUUCAGUCUGAUGAGCGACUGAAGGGCCUUAGAUUAGUGGAGUCACCUGUUAGUCCUGAGGAUGAGGCAAUCCACCAUGGACAUACUAGCCAUUCCCCCCUUGGUGCAGGUGAAGAUGCACCAUUUCGGUGGGAUCAUGUUCGAGUCAAGCUGAAGCAAGAGAUUGUUUCUUUUGGAGAUCCAAGAGUAAUGCCUACCAAGAUGGUAGGCCAAUAUGUAAAGCCAAAGGAUUGGAACACGUUGAUAAGUGAUCCAGAUACUAUGGUAAUUGAUGUCCGUAAUACCUAUGAAACUAGAAUUGGAAUGUUUAGAGGUGCAGUUGAUCCAUCCACCACUGCAUUCAGGGAGUUCCCAUCUUGGGUGGACCAUCAAUUUCAGUUGGUUAAAACAGAGAGCCACCAGUCAGAUUACACUGCUGAUAACAUAGGUGAACUGAAGGAGACUCAAAUACGAGAACGUACAAGGUUACCUCGUGUAGCAAUGUAUUGCACGGGUGGAAUCAGAUGUGAGAAGGCUUCAAGCUUUCUCCUUAGCAAAGGUUUCAAGGAGGUUUAUCAUUUGGAGGGUGGGAUUUUGAAAUAUCUCGAGGAAGUUCCAAGGGCUGAGUCUUUAUGGGAUGGGGAGUGCUUUGUGUUUGACAAAAGGGUUUCUGUUGAACAUGGAUUAGUGCAAGGAACAUAUAAACUGUGCUAUGGGUGUAAGCAACCUGUGAGCGAUGCAGACAUGGAAGCCCUGGAAUGGGAAUAUGGUGUUUCUUGCCCGCAUUGCUUCUCAACCAAACCAGAAGAGGAGAAGGAGAGGGCAAGGGCUCGGCAACGGCAGUUCGAGGCCUGGGGGAUUAUUGGUGGACCAGAUAAAGGUCGUCGCAAUCUUGACGGCGUGGUGAAACUUCUUUCUGGCUCACUGUAGCAUGGUUUGUUCCUGCUUAGAGUUAACUGUUGUUGGUUUUGUUACGACUGUUAUUGUACUUGAGCUCUGAUCAUGUUUAGAGUACACCCAAAGACCUUAAGAUUGUUUUUGGGUAUCGCAAUGUGCUAUGUGCAUGCUUGUCUGCCGAUGAUGUGAUGAUCAGGUAUGUAUUAUGAUAACGUAUUGAUGUGGCCACAAUGGAGUUGUUUCCAUCA